AUGGCCGCGGCACCGAGGUGGUGCCUCCAGCUCGCCGUGCGAGCGUCCCUGCUGGUGCUGCUCCUCGCCGCCGAUGCGCCGCCGCCGCAAGCAGGCGGUGCGGUCACCUUACACGCCGACGACCCUACCCAGGUGGUCGUGGACAAUGGCGUGGUGCAGGUGUCGCUGUACAGGCUGCAGGGCCAGAUCACCGGCGUCCGCUACGGCGGCGGCGGCGGCGGCCAGAACCUGCUCCAGUACGACGCCAGCCAGAGGAACUCGGGAGGGUACUGGGAUGUGGUCUGGAAUUACCCUGGCUCGAAUCGCCCAGGAACGAUGGAUAUGUUGGACGGCACAGAGUUCCAGGUUGUAUCCUCAACUGAGGAGCAAGUGGAGCUUUCUUUCAGGAGCUCAUACAACGCGUCACGUCCGAACAGCCUCCGGCUAAACGUCGACAAGAGGCUUGUGAUGCUGAGAGGCAGCUCCGGGUUCUACUGCUACGCCAUCUUUGAGCACGCCCCGGAGUACCCAGCUCUCAACGUCUCGGUGGCUCGCCUCGCCUUCAAGCUCAACGCCGCCAUGUUCAACUACAUGGCGAUCUCGGACGACAUCCAGAGGUACAUGCCGAGCGCGGCGGACAGGGACCCGCCCCGCGGCGUCCCGCUGGCGUACAAGGAGGCCGUCCUGCUCGUCGACCCCGUGGAGCCGGAGUUCAGAGGGGAGGUGGACGACAAGUACCAGUACGCGCUGGACAACCAGGAUAACUUGGUGCACGGAUGGAUCGGCGGCGGCGGCGGCGAUCCGGCGUCGGCGGCUGCGACGGGCUUCUGGGUCGUCACUCCCAGCAACGAGUUCAAGAACGGCGGGCCGCUCAAGCGGGAGCUCACCUCCCACACCGGCCCCACCUCCCUCGCGGUGUUUCUAGGCCCGCAUUACGUCGGCAGGGACAUGGUGAUCCAGUUCGAGGAGGGCGAGAGCUGGAAGAAGGUGCUGGGCCCCGUCUUCAUCUACCUCAACUCCGGCGACCACCCGAGCUGCAAGAGAGACCUCUGGGAGGACGCCAAGGCGCGGGCGCGAGCGGAGGUCAGCAGAUGGCCCUACACCUUCCCCGCGUCGCCGGACUUCGCAAAGGCGUGCGAGAGAGGCUCCGUCACGGGGAGGCUCUGGGUCAGAGACGACGUCGCCAACGCCAAGCAGCAGCAGCAACCUGCCGCCAUGGCCUACGUCGGGCUCGCCGCGCCUGGCCAACCAGGUUCCUGGGCCAGAGAGAGCAAGAGGUAUCAGUUCUGGACGAGGGCCACCUCCGACGGCCGCUUCAGCAUCGGCAACGUCCGGGGAGGAGUGUACAACCUCUACGCCUGGGUCCCCGGGGUCCUCGGCGACUACAUGCACGCCUCCUCCGUGACGGUGACGCCGGCGUGCGCCGUCAACGCCGGCGACCUCGUGUUCGAGCCCCCGAGGUCGGGCCCCACGCUGUGGGAGAUCGGCGUCCCGGACCGGUCGGCGGCGGAGUUACACGUCUCCGACCCGGACCCGAGGUACGCCAGCCGGCUCUUCCUCGCCAGGGACAGGUACAGGCAGUACGGCCUGUGGGAGAGGUACGCCGCCCUCUACCCCGACGGCGACCUCGUGUUCACCGUCGGCGAGAGCAACCACUCCAGGGACUGGUUCUUCGCGCACGUCACGAGGUACUUCUUCGGCACUGUCGUGCCGACGACGUGGCAGAUACGCUUCCACCUGGACGGCGUCGUGGCGGGCGGCACCUACACGCUGCGGAUCGCCCUCGCGGCGUCCCACAUGGCCAGCCUGCAGGUGCGGGUGAACGGCGGCGACGGCGCGCCGCCGUCGCCGGCGUUGCUUAUGGGCGACAACAACGCCAUCGCGCGGCACGGCAUACGCGGCACGGAGUGGAGCCUGGAUUUUGGUAUCGAGGGCCGCCUGCUCAACCAAGGGGACAACACCAUCCACAUCACCCAGGCGAGCGCCCUGAACCAGUUCGUCGGGGUCAUGUACGACUACAUUCGCCUCGAAGGCCCUUCCAUGUAGUGGCCCGUGACCUCUGCUAUACUACUACCUCCGUCCUACGAUAUAACUGUUUUUAGGUUU
Panicum virgatum (switchgrass) is the source of this 2085-nucleotide messenger RNA. Its product is annotated as rhamnogalacturonate lyase B-like. Gene Ontology annotation, molecular function: carbohydrate binding. Bases 1 to 2025 code for a protein of 674 amino acids. Lineage: Eukaryota; Viridiplantae; Streptophyta; Magnoliopsida; Poales; Poaceae. The record is from RefSeq and is a predicted model, not a curated record. The transcript is spliced from 8 exons.